Prorocentrum cordatum is the source of this 2260-nucleotide messenger RNA. NCBI's taxonomy places the organism in Eukaryota, Dinophyceae, Prorocentrales, Prorocentraceae. The record is from the annotation of a GenBank genome assembly.
AGCUUCCCGCGGAGGCCCUCUCCUUCUCACUUCCCCCCCGGGCUCGCCGCCGAUCCCGAGCGUCAGCGCCCCGAGCUGCUCCCAGCCCUCGGCCCCGCGGAGCGCAGCGGCACGCCAGCCGCCUGCGGUGCACAGCGCGUCGCCGGGGCCGCCGCCGCGACGCGCUGAGCUAACGGUCCCCGCCGUGGGCACCUCCACCCGGUCGCGCGCCGUCGAGCAGGCCCUGGUGGCCGCCGCCGUCGUCAGGGCCGCCCUGUCGCUCGGCGUGAGGCACGCGGCGCGCGGCGGCGCCGGGCCCUGGCAGCUCGAGAGGCCGGGCCCGCCUCUGGCGCGGGGCUCCCUGCUGCAGGCAGAGGACAGCGACCUCACGACGCCUCAGGGCAAGGCUGGCAAGGGCGUCCACGAGCUGGGGCACACGCGCAAACACAGGAGCACGUACAAGACGGUGAAGCCGCUGAUUCGGAUCCCGGGCAACGUCUCCAGGUGGCAGCACCCGCUGAACCUGGUUGACGAGCUCGGCUUCCACAAGCAGCUUGGGGGGUCGUUCUCGUUCAUGUGCACCCUGCAGAUGGAUCAGAUCGCCCCCUGGCAGAGAGUCUUUGACUUCUCCUUCAAGGCCGAGGAGAGGGCCGCGGGCUCAAGCCCGCGCAGCGUCGCGGCUACCGCUCGCAACACUCGGCACGCGCGCGUGAGGCCCACCGAGAGCCUCUGCGGGCGCACGGCGUGGGUCGACCGUGGCGAAGUCCCGCUCCGCACCAGCACCCGUCUGGCCCUGCUCCCAGAUGUCCUUCCUGACCUGCAGCACAUCAUCGGGGUACGGGCACUGCUCCUCCCCCUCCUGCGCCUCGUGCACGGAGCAGUAGAACAUCUCAUGCUCGAGGUCAGCAGGCGCGUGACCGCAGAAUUCACAAACUGCAUUAUCCGUGUAACCUGCCUCGUGCCGACGGGCAGGACCGUGGCACUGGCCAUGUCCCACCCGACCCUGCGCAGAGUGAGCCAGAGCGCAGAGAUAGGACCACGAGCACUGGCCCAAGUGACUGCACCGCGAGCAGCCUCGAACUGGUCCCUCAGCGCCAUCCAGGCCCUCUGCAGCUUGGCGAGAGAGCCGCGCGCGGCCCACACCCACGCCGUGUACUGCUGCAACAGGCUGCAGGUGGUCGCUGGGCAACUCGAUCACCCCGUCCUCAUGCCUCUGCCAGUACUGGUACCAGUGCUGCACCUUACGAUCGGCCAGCUGGUACGCGUGUUGGACCCCUGCGCCGUAGUCGAUCACCUCCUGGAGCGCCAGCGGCUUGGAGAACUUGUGAGCACGGCUGGCGCCACCCUCGAACGACGCCUCGGGCCACGCAUGCCAACUGGCGGCUACCUUCUUCUCGUGCGCCCGCUGCUUACCCUCUGCCUUGACAAUGAUGCGCUCGACCUGCUGGUCGAAGACGCCGCCGCCGACGAAGCAACCGUAGCCGAUGAUGCCGAUGGCGCCUUCCGCUUCCAAGACUGCCUCUCGUCGGGGUCGAACCUGGCCCACUCGAACGUAGGCGACGCCGGUUUGGACGUGAACUUCGAAGCCUGCGGUCCGACAACAUCGUACCGCCCCUGCAGCUCGAACUCGAUGCCCAGCAGCAGCUGGUCCCACACGUCAGCCAGCUGCUCCGAGGAGGUCGCCUGCCUAGUCUGGUCUAGCAGCGGGUCCCAGUCUGGCGGCGGCCUGGCGCAGCCGAUCUUCGGCGCCUUGGUGAAGCCCUUGGCCUGCACCAGCUGCCGAAUUCACAUCGCCUGCGGCUGGGCAGACAACCUGACCGUGACAGGCAAGUGCGGCCACGUGUCUGCCUCACCGACUGCUGCAUGGCCUAUCCUCGGCACGACCUGGCAAGCCACGAAGAAGAAGUCGAUCGUGCGCCCAGGGAGGGCCUGCAAGCAAGUCGGCACCGACGGCACCACCGCCACGCCAUUGACGGAGUGCAGCCACGACAGCGAGCCCAACUGCUUGAGCUCCAUAUUGAAGUCUCCGCCCACGAUCCACGGCAUCUGCAUAGUGUCGAGCACCUUUAGAUACCGAUACAACUUGAACAAGAUAGCCAGGUUCUCUGGCGACAACUGCUCGUCAACCCGCAUGUACAGAGAGACCAUGACGAAGCCUCUCUUGCCGCCGCAGUUGACGUGCGCCGCCACCAUGCGCCCUGGCUCCAACGUCGGCCCCUCCAGCGCAGGGGGCGCUGUGAUGAGCACACGCUUGGGCACCAAGACCGCCACGCCGCCCUGA